CAGGAGGUUCGGUAGAGGAGAGAGAGAUUGAAGGGAACAGCACAAUGGUGGGACAGUGGGCGGCGACGAAGCCAAGCAGGAGCGAUGAGGUGUUGGAUGCCGAUGAACGACAGAGGAUCGCUAAUCAGAUCAGAGAGCAGUUCGAUUCCUUGGCCCCCAAGCGACCCGUUAAACCCAAUCGAAGCGAACCGGACCCUGACGCUCAGCUCCGUCACUCCUCCACCGUCAUCUCUCAGAACAUUCCCGAGCUUCUCAAGUUUCAAUCUUUUCAAUCUCAACCUCACGCUGUGUUCUCCGAUGAGGGACCCAAGGAUGCGCCGGACGAGUUUGUAGAGACCCGGUACUACGAAAAGCUUACCUCUAUCGACAAACAGCACCACACGACAGGAAGUGGGUUUAUAAAGGUUGAGAGGAUGGGAGGUGAUGAUCUUAAAUUCCAGAACACCCAGAUUAUUAAUGGUGGUGAAACGAAGUUGCCUGCAUAUAAAAGUAACCCGGCCACAAACGACUGGAUUCCCAACAUUGAUGAACGUCAGGUAUUUGUGUCAACGAAGCCGAAUCGGAGCGACAGUUCUUAG
Neltuma alba is the source of this 578-nucleotide messenger RNA. RefSeq lists its product as uncharacterized. Bases 45 to 578 code for a protein of 177 amino acids. Lineage: Eukaryota; Viridiplantae; Streptophyta; Magnoliopsida; Fabales; Fabaceae. The record is from RefSeq and is a predicted model, not a curated record. The transcript is spliced from 4 exons.